UGUCCGUUGUUAUGGAAGCAUUAGAUUCGACCGUAUUUCUAGUAUCCGAAGGUAUAGUGUAUCAUAUGAUCCAUACUAGACAUAAAAAUCAACAAGAGGAAUACAAAAGAAAGUGGCGACCGGAGAGAUCUGUGUAUCAUUCACCUGAGGCUUCAGAAACGGAUGAAGAAAAUCCCUCUGGUGAAAGGAAGGUCGUCAUAAAGGAUUUAAAAUGGCGUUCGACUACG
Messenger RNA from Ambispora leptoticha, 227 nucleotides. The record is from the annotation of a GenBank genome assembly. Lineage: Eukaryota; Fungi; Glomeromycota; Glomeromycetes; Archaeosporales; Ambisporaceae.